Messenger RNA from Diuraphis noxia (Russian wheat aphid), 414 nucleotides. RefSeq lists its product as uncharacterized. The record is from RefSeq and is a predicted model, not a curated record. NCBI's taxonomy places the organism in Eukaryota, Metazoa, Arthropoda, Insecta, Hemiptera, Aphididae.
AUGAACUAUAAUGAAACAAAAGGUGGUGUCGAUAGCUUUGACCAAAUGUGUCAGAAUAUGAACGCUGGCAGAAAAACACAACGUUGGCCAUUAUGCUCGAAACCCUUGUCUCGUUUUCAAUUCAUGAUACGUUUACAAGAACAACUAUGUGAAGAUUGGAUGAGAUCAAGACYUUCUAUUCCCACAUUGCCGACAAAUUUGAAGAAACAUAUUGAAGAUAGUUUAGGAAUAAAAGACACAGUUCAACUACAACCUCAAGAAACAGAAGAUGGAACAUCAAUCAACAAAAGAAAAAUUUGCACUUUUUGUAACUAUAAAAAAAGGCGAAUGACAAAAACUCAAUGUGCAACAUGUAAAAAACAUAUUUGUGGAGAACAUCAAAUAGUAACUUGUCCAAUUUGUAAUGCUAAAUAA